UCAACGCGUCCGAGCAGCACGCACACGGCCGGAGAGAGAUAACUUUCCCACAACGAGAAGUUUCCCCCUUUUCUUUUUUCUUUUUUUGCAUGUCAGCCUGAAUACAACUUGCUGCGAUAACCGCAGGCGGGGGGUUAAUAGGCGGCUUGUCAUUGCGGCUCUUAGUGGGACAACUGCUGGCAAGUAAUCUAUUUUAAAAGUAAAGGCAGGAGAGGAGGAGGAGGAGGCGGAGGAGGAGGAGGAGGAGGGGGUGCAUCACGCUGGUUUAGCCUCUUCCUCUAAUGGGCGGCAUGAAGAAUGUGUGUUUUAUGUCAUCCAGUCCCCUCGCAUGCUUCCUAUUCUCCUGUUUCAACUCGCGCUAAGAAGUGACAGGCUCCAGCCGUGCCUGAGUCCAGAGAAACAAAACAACAAUCCACAUCAGGCUCCCAUGUUCCGUUUUAUCCCUCGGUCUCGCAUUGUUCCAAAUUACACGGCCCCCUAAAUGAGUAGGAUCCGAGGAGAGAACACGCAGGGGACCGUGCGUUUUUUAAUGUUGUGAAAUCUGAUAGCUGCAGGAAAGAAGAAGAAGAAGGAGAAGAAGAAGGAGAAGGAGAAAGGAGAAGAAGUGCCUGUAAUGAGAAGCAACCUUUGGAAUUCCUCCUCGUGAAAAUCCGAUUCUGCUGUUUUUCCCCUCUCUUGUCUUUAGGCUUGAAGACAUGAUCACUAGCACCAGUAUUUAUGGUCUAAAGAUGCAGUGGACCCCAGAGCACACACAAUGGGCAGAGCAACACUUUGACAUCUCAUCCACUACCCGCUCACCAGCACACAAAGUAGAGGCCUACCGGGGGCACUUACAGCGAACGUACCAGUAUGCGUGGGCAAACGAUGACAUCUCUGCACUGACUGCCUCCAAUCUGCUCAAGAAAUAUGCAGAGAAGUACUCUGGGAUCCUAGAGGGCCCAAAUGAAAGAACCCUGCUGUGCUCCUACUCCGAUAGCACCACCGGACUCAUGAAUGGACGAAAGUCAGAGAAUGAGUCCUGGCAGGAGGGGAUUUACCCAAUGAACUGUGCUCCAGAUGUUAUAUCUGUGAGCAAAGCUGGAAUGACAGCUGCCCUACCCCCUACAGAUGUGUCGGCUAGCAUAGGCAGCUCCCCGGGGGUGGCCAGCAGCUUGUCUGAGCCUAGCUAUUCCAGCAGUAACUGUGGGAGCCACACAGCCACUAGUCUCCACUCGGGCCUCCCCUCUCAGGAAUAUACCGCCAGCUACAACGGCUCCUACCUACACUCUAGCUACAGUGGCCAGAAUACCCCAGCCCUCCCCUCCCCACACCCUUCCCCUUUGCACAGCGCUGGGCUCUUACAACCCCCGCCCCCACCUCCUCCCCCUACCUUAGUGCCGAGCUACAGCGCCGGGUCUCCAAACCUUCCCAACUACAAUUAUCCUCCAACAGGGUAUCCUUCCCAGACUUCUGUUGGCCCUGGUUAUAGCCCUGGGGGAGCACCCCCUCCUUCUGCUUAUCUGCCGUCCGGUAUUGCAGCUCCAACCCCAAUCCCUCCCUCCACACUGCCGGGCUACACCUACCAGUCCCAUAAUCAUACGCCGAUUGCACCAACACCUUUGAAUGGCAGCACAUCCAACUCAUUAAAACGAAAAGCUUUCUACAUGAGUGGACAUGGAGAUAUGGACUCCAGCUAUGGUAAUUUCAACUACAACCAACAGCGCUCUUCACAGAGCCCAAUGUACAGACUAACGGACAGUGGUGUGUCAGACUCAAACAGGGGCAAUGGUUUUGAGAGAACUGCUGAAGCUUCAUCUUUAGCUUUCAAGUCAACCAAGCUGCCAAUGACCUCUGAUCAACAAAGGAAAUUUAACAUGCACCCUGGCAGAGCACUAACUCCUCCAUCCUAUGGAUCAACCAAAAGCUCUGUGGGUGACCUCAGAACUGGAGAGCCCUACAGCAAGUUUGGAUCUCCCAUCAUGAGUGAGCAAACUGAGGAGCACAGGCAGCAUCUCUCUCACUCACUAACAGGGCCAGACAUCGGUACGGCUACCUCGUCCAUACACGCUGCAGAGGAGCAACUGAAGAACAGUGAUUCCAACCUGGUGGAGAUGGUGACCUCGGAAAUCCUUCAGCAUGGCCCUCCGGUGGACUGGAGUGACAUUGCAGGUCUGGAUAUGGUCAAAGCAGCCAUCAAAGAGGAGAUACUAUGGCCCAUUUUAAGGCCAGAUAUGUUUAGUGGACUUGCCACAUUACCUCGAAGCCUCCUUUUAUUCGGACCUCAGGGAACGGGUAGAACGCUGCUGGCCCGCUGCAUGGCUAGCCAGCUAGGGGCUGCCUUCCUGCGACUCAGCAGCUCAAGUCUGGUGACUAAGUGGCUGGGCGAAGGGGACAAGAUCAUCCAGGCUGCUUUCCUGGUGGCCCGGUGCCGCCAGCCGGCUGUGGUGUUCAUCAGUGAAGUGGACCUGCUGCUGUCCGCCCAGCUCAGUGAGGAGAGCCCGGUGAAUCGCCUCAAGGCUGAGCUCCUCAUGCAGCUUGACAGCAUUCUGACCUCUGCUGAGGACCAUGUCCUCGUGGUGUGCUCCACCAGUAAGCCGGAAGAAAUCCCAGAGUCCCUUCGGAGGUACUUUACCAAGCGACUGCUUAUCCCCUUGCCUGAUGGGACGGCACGACAUCAGAUAAUCAGCCAACUGCUCUCACAGAACAACUACUGUCUUAGUGACAAAGAGAUGUCACUACUGGUUCAGAGGACAGAGGGCUUUUCAGGACUGGACGUGGCCCAGCUGUGUCAAGAGGCUGUAGUAGGUCCUCUCCAUGGCAUUCCUGGUGCUGACCUGUCAAGUAUCCAUCCCAGUCAGAUGAGACUGGUCUCCUACCAAGACUUUGACAAUGUGUUCUGCAAAUUCCAGCCUAGCAUAUCACAAAAAGAACUUGACAUGUACACUGAGUGGAAUAAAAUGUUUGGUUGUAGUCAGUGAAAGAGACUCAUCAAACACAAUUUCUCUAAACCCAAUAAUUAAAUACAAAGUGAAGUAUUUGGCCUUCAGUGAACAAGAAAGAAAAACAGUGGCGACAUUGACACAACGUAAAGGGAUUGUCAGCGAAAGACAGACGACAGUCUGGACAUCACACAUUUGUAACAAUUAAUGAAAUGCUUUACAUGGCUUAAGCCAUCUACUCACUAAAACUAAAAAGACUUGACGAAGAUACCCCCCUUUUUGUAUAUACAUAUAUACAUAUAUAUAUUCAAAUAUAUAUAUGUAUAUAGUAAACUGCUGAUCUUGAGAUUUAGUUGCUAUCAAGUGCCUGAGGUGGUGCUGUUUUUAAUUUGUUUUUGUUUCUUUGCCACACAAUCUCCAUUGGUGACAUGUGCUAAUAUAAAAGCUUUAAAAUGAAACAAAAAACUUAAAACCUGCUUUUUAUUCCCCCAUUUGAAACUUGUUCUGCAGCUGUGUCCGUUUCGUGCUCUCUGUGAACAGUUGUGGUUAUUUUGAGGUAAACUGAAUUUAUUGAUAUCAGUUUUCAUUGGGCUUCAUCAGCUUACACAGGUCUUCAUGUUCGUGCAUGUUCAAUAACAUUGACAUUCAUAUUUGUUUCCUUGCAAAUUUACAGUGAUGCUUCACUAGCCUCUCCACUAUAGAUGAAAUUACAAAAAAAAUAUUAUUUCAAAUGUGACUGCAAGUUAAACAAUAAAUUACUAUGUAAUUGCUGUUAAAAUUUUGUUACAGCAGUAAUUUUCUUUCGGUGUUCUCGAUUUGAAAACUCAGGAAAGUGAUAUUGAUAUGUAUAGUACCUCAUAGGCUUGUGUUGAAGCUUUACAAACUACAAGAGCAUUUGACUUGCAUUUGAAACUCCACCAACAAACCAUGUAAGGCUACACAAUACCUCGAAUAGCUUAAAAUGACUUCAGAAGGUUCAUAUGAUGAAUGUAGGAGAGUAUUUUCUGGUUUAUUUGCAAAACAUGAUCAAGUAAGUAAUUGGAUUUGUUUGAAAUAGAAAGCAUUAUCAUGAUUAGAGAUUUGCCUGUGAAAAGAAUUGAACCAUUGUGUAUCUUGAAUUGUAGCCUCAAGGCCAUUUCUGUUUGAGUUAUAUUUCCUGUCGGGGAAAACCUUCACUUCCAUCACGUACAAUGAUCUUGUUCUUCAGUUCACUGUUUGCAGAAACGGCCGUUCAGCUUGUGGUGACACGCAGCUCCAGAGACAUUUAAAAAAAAAAAAAAACUGCAGACAAACAUCUGUGGGUUUAGGAAGACAUCUCGCCCUGAGCUAUUUCAUUCCAUCCUGCUGCUGUGUUAUCAAUAAUGAAACCUAAGGAUUAUGUAUCGCCUAAGUUCCUUUCUACCUCAGUUUGUUAGUUAUCUCUGAAAAACAAAUUCACCAAGACUGCGAAAUGUCAGCACCUAUUCCGCACCGAGCAGCAUCGUGCUGUUCGCGAAAUCUAUUAGCUUUACAUUUUGCUCACGCCCCAAUAUGUCCCUGUUUCUCACCACAUGAUGCACUUAAAGGGGAAUACCACUGAACACUAUGCCUUUGCCUUAGGACAAUUUGGUCUGUGUUAGCUUACACCCACCAGUGGAUCAUGUUGCCGUUGCCUUUUUCUUGCCCCUGAAUCUGUGAUGUCAAACAGAAAAUCUCAAUGUGAGAGCAUCCAUGAUGAUGCCACACACACACAUAUUUCCCUGCGUUAAACCAAUUCCAUUAGUUUCAUAUAAUGUACACAGAAGAAUUGCUCUGACCUUCUCAGCCGUAACUGCAAAAUUCAUGAAUUGAGUGGCAUUCCUUUUUAAGAGCAUGUCUCAAAGGCUCGUCUCACAAGGUCUGUACACAAAAGGCAAGUGUUAUUUUUUGGUCUAUUUUCUCUUCAUGCUUAAAGUGUUAUAGUGUCAUUAAUCACGUUGCGCUGCCAUUAAUCUGUACAGUUUUCCAUGACAUCUCCGGGACACCUGAAUUGGCAAGUAAAAGUAUUGAAUGUAUUAUGUCCUCUGAGCGGUAAGGAAAGCAAAGCACUUGCACAAUGAGAAAUGCCACUGAAGUAGAGAGCACUGUAUGUGGAUGAUACUGCAGAGGCACCAUAGGACCUUGUGUUUGUUUUCAAGCGGGGUCCCUUCAUGUUUGCCGUCUAUUGCACAUAUUUUACCACUUCUUUUUAUCAAUCUUAUUACAUAGUGUGCAUAUUGAAUAACAGCCACCUGGUUUGGUAUUGUUAACACUGGCAGACCUGAAUCAGGAUGUUUCCAGAUAAUCUGAGCAAACAGCAGAAACACUACAAAGCUUCAAAGACAGAGUUAAUAAACUUGCAUGGUAAUGCAACACAACACAAUUUGAUUUUUCUAGAGCCCGGAUCCAUUCAUUUGUCAAAUUAAAAGUAUUCACCACAAAAUAAAUUGUGUAUACUGUACAAAAAUAGACAUCAGUGUAGAAUAUUAAUACCCAUUUCACCUAAUUUUUUUUGAGGGGGGGGGGGUGUUAUAUCGAUUAUAAUAGCAAGACUUAUUGCUAGAAUACACCAAACAUGGGGGGGUCAAUUGUCAAAGGAAAUUACAGAUAAUUUAUUAAUCUUCAAACGCAAAACAACAUUUUCUGAUGUGAAAGUCGACCAAUAUUCAUGUAACAGGCAUUUUUACACUUUCACUAUAGAAAAAUGAAGGAAAUGAACAGAAAACUCCUUAAAUAUUGUGUCUUCAACUAUUGCACCUUGAGGUGUUUAUUCUAGUCCCAUCUUUUGUCUUAAAGCCAAAGCAAAACAUCUUUCUUUUGAAUUUGAUGAGAACACUUUUGACGAAGUUUAACACAAGUUUGACACAAAAAAAGUGAACAUUUUGAAUUGGACAUGUUCAAGCUCUCUCAUUGGGCUCAGUUAUUGUAUCACAUCAUAAUAUCAAGAGUUAAAUAAGAGUUUACUUCAAUGUGUGAGUUCUGUGGAACAUGUCAGAUUCAAUGAACAGUGAUUAUCUCAUAUAGAAACAUGACUCAUUUGUUUAUCUCUGAAAUGGAAAAGCAGCACAGAUAUUAGCAGAACAUUUCAUAUGUCACCGUGUUUUCUCAGAAUCUAAAUGUGUUCAUGAUUCCAUGAUUUGAAUAAGUGAUAUUGUUCAUUGCGAGGUUUUUGAUGAGAAUUUGAUAAGAAGCCCUAAGUGCCAUUAACAAGCACAGAUUUCACGAGUUUAAGAGGUCGACUGUUCAUGAACUUGUUAAAGGGGAAAUACUCCACUCACAUCAAGAAGUACUUAAAUCACUCAGACAACAAUGGACAUCUUGCCAGAUAUUUGCUUUAGUGAACCAAAGCACAGUGCAGCGGUGGGCACACGGACAAAAACGUACAUUUUGUAUCUAUUUUUAUUUAGUUUUUAUCACAACUCGACAGUAAAAAGACUUGAUCGGAGGAAAACAAUUACUCACGGUGUAUAUUUCACAUGCUGUAGAUGAUAUCAUUAAAAACCAGUCAUUCGUUAUUGAGGGUGAUGCGAUCAAAGAGCCUAGACUCACCAACAACAGUUGAGCAGAACCUUUGAAAAGCACAUGGAGUCUGACAGCGACGCCGACUCAGUCACUUGAACCAUUUUUUUGUUUUCUUUUAUUUCAAAAUCUAUCAGUAUUUCUGUAUUUACAUUUGUGGAGACCUGCUUAAGAUUUUGAUUCCAUCCUUGUGUAAUUUUAUAGUCUGGCAUUCUUUAUAACCAUUUCUACCUCAUUACUACAUAUUGUACAUGUAGUACUUAUGUCCUGUCAUUUUGAAUGUCAUGCAUUUGUGGAUUAAAACUUUAAAAAAAAGAAAAAAAUAAUUAAAAAAAAUCAAAGCUUGCCCUUGAAUCUGAGCAGUCUACCUCAAAAAGACUGUCUUUAUCAAAUACAAGUCACAAAAAAAUAAUUAAAAAAAGAAGGCACCUUGAGGGCAAAGAUGAAGUUAACCUGCACAUACAGUACUGACGUGCAGUUUAUUUACAAUGCCAUGUUUUCAUUGUGUUGUGGGCUGUGUAGGUUUUCUACAAGGUCUCCAAUGUAAAUUCAUUUACUGAGACAUAACAAAUUGCUUUAAUCCUUUGUCAGCUGUUGUAGUGCGCAUGUUAAUGUGUAUGUAUGUGCACUUGCAAUUUUACAUGCAAGUAUGAGGUGGACAACAUUACGAUUUGAACAAUUUGAAUUUUCACUUUUCAUAUACAUGUACAGAGAAUAAACUUGCACAUAGCUGUAUGUAUUGUACAUUUGCUAAUGAUAUACAGCAUACAUACGAAAAUGCACCACAUACAUGUUUAUAUGUGUGUAUGUAUUGCCAUACUUACAGUACAGUCAAUUUAAAUGUAUUUUAAUUUCAAGGUACAUAAAGGUUAUCGGAAAAUCUGAAUAAAGAUGUUUUGUUUUUUUUUGUCCUGAAAACUGGAUUGCAUUUUGUACCUUAACUUAAUUAAAUUUUGGUGUGAUUGAUAUAA
Molecule: messenger RNA, 7405 nt
Organism: Pleuronectes platessa (European plaice)
Lineage: Eukaryota; Metazoa; Chordata; Actinopteri; Pleuronectiformes; Pleuronectidae
Gene: fign
Product: fidgetin
Exons: 2
Coding region: 696-2957 (753 amino acids)
Molecular function (GO): ATP binding; ATP hydrolysis activity; microtubule severing ATPase activity
Source: RefSeq, a predicted model, not a curated record